UCUGCGCGACCUACUCAGCCCUUCAAGUCGCUCGCCUUUCCAGCUAAUCCACACCCCUGCCUCUCCCAAUGGUCCUUACGACGUCUUUCCUAUUCAUUCCUGCUUUCAAUUGUCUCCAACCACCGGGCCUUUCAAACGAGCGGCGCCAUCAAGUCCCGUGUCGCCAUGGCAACCGCAGUCGUUUUUGUCGCUCUGUCUCUCUCGCACCCACACGGGAUGCCCCAUGAGUGCGAGAGAGCGAGAGAGCGACGAAAACGACUCUCGAAAUCGGUCUGCAGGCUCGUCGCACCGGCAUGUCUGUUCUGCGGCGUUGAAAACCUUUUUCGUGCCGAGCAGGAAUGGCUUUGACUGGCUGAAAAGUGUCUUCCCUAGAAGUCACAGCGCCGCCACUUACCCUCGUUUGGUGCUUCCCUGGACGCUCCGAAAGAAGAAGCAGAAGCAGUGAGCCCCGGUUUAUCUUGAUGCGCUCACUGCAUCCCAAAGAGAACCUGUUUCCAGACACUCCAUUUUUGAACUGUCUACAAUGGCUGUGUUUGUUAAGGAUUUUGUGUGGAGUCAGACAGGAGACCACAUAGUGGUCAAAGUACCCCUCAGAGGGGUAACAAAAAGUAUGGUGGACAUAUUAACUUAUGACACCUACAUAAAGGCAAAUUUUAAGCCAUUUAUAUUUGAGGCUUUUCUUCUACACCCUAUAAGAGAAACAUCCAGUAGGUGUACAGUUUCAAAUGGUGAACUAGAAUUCAGCCUUGAAAAGGUUGACAGGAAUAAUGUUUGGGAAUCUUUAUGUCGUGACUUAAGUAAGGAAGAAAAGGCCAAGGAACGAGAGGAUGUAUUACAUAGGGUGCAAUUGAAACGUCAGCAGGAGGAAAUUGAGAAGCGAGAAUUGUUGCAAAACCUUCAAAGGAAAGCUGUGCAGCAACAAAUUGAAAUGGAAACAAAUGAAAAAAAGAAAGUGGAUCAUUUAAAAGAUACGGAAAGGAACACAGUAAUGGCUGAUUUAGAAGCAUGGAAAAAUCAGAAAACGGAGACUGCACUGCCUGACCAACAUCCCAGACAAGAUGAAAUCAAAAUUAGAGAUAAUGAUAUAUGGGACCAAAAGAGCUCUUCUAGCUCCGAAGAUGAGCCCCAGGCUGAUGGUGGUGUACAGUUAACAGAAGAUGACCUUCGUCCGGUGCCUUUCCCUCGCUCAUGUGGAUCAAUUAAAAUUAAAUUCACUCCACGGACAUUUCCAACACCACAGAGAGAAUCACAGAUGGAGGAGGAACAAGCAUGGCUCAAAAAACAAGCAGCUGCACAGCGUUCUGUUGGAUUUGUGGCUGAAGAUUUGAGACCAGAAGAAUGCAAUCCUCAAUGGCUAAAGGACAAGGGAGACUCCUUUUUCAAAGUUGGAAAUUAUCUGGGAGCAAUAAGUGCCUACAGCCAUGGGAUAAAACUCUGUAAGGACAUGGCUAGUCUAUAUGUGAAUCGUUCUGCAGCGCACUACGCUGUAGGAAAUUUACAAAGGGUGAUUGAAGACUGUUCUAUGGCUCUUGAACUCAUGACCCCCCACGUCCGGUUGAAUGAGGAUUCGCGGGCCAAGUGCCACGCGCGGAGGGGCGCUGCGCUCUGCCGGCUGCGCAUGCUCAAGCCAGGGCUGGCUGACUUGCAAGCGGCUUUGGCCAUAAAGCCAGGGGAUACUAAACUUCAAAACGACAUAGAACGUGUGAAAACGCUUUUAGAAAAAUCUCCAUGUGUUGACGAUGACUUAUCAUCUAUCGGUACUUUAUGAAUUUCUGAAAAUAAGUAAAUUGCAGAUUCUUGUACUUACAAUUGUUUUAUUUCUGCACACUAAGAAGU
Thrips palmi is the source of this 1836-nucleotide messenger RNA. Its product is annotated as dynein assembly factor 4, axonemal-like. The record is from RefSeq and is a predicted model, not a curated record. Bases 524 to 1768 code for a protein of 414 amino acids. Gene Ontology annotation, biological process: inner dynein arm assembly; cilium movement; outer dynein arm assembly. NCBI's taxonomy places the organism in Eukaryota, Metazoa, Arthropoda, Insecta, Thysanoptera, Thripidae. The transcript is spliced from 7 exons. Gene Ontology annotation, molecular function: protein binding.